Molecule: messenger RNA, 1207 nt
Organism: Galeopterus variegatus (Sunda flying lemur)
Lineage: Eukaryota; Metazoa; Chordata; Mammalia; Dermoptera; Cynocephalidae
Gene: PCCB
Product: propionyl CoA carboxylase, beta polypeptide
Exons: 10
Cellular component (GO): mitochondrion
Molecular function (GO): propionyl-CoA carboxylase activity
Source: RefSeq, a predicted model, not a curated record
UCCGGAGUCAUCCCUCAGAUUUCUCUGAUCAUGGGCCCGUGUGCUGGCGGGGCUGUCUACUCUCCAGCCCUAACAGACUUCACGUUCAUGGUAAAGGACACCUCGUACCUGUUCAUCACUGGCCCUGAUGUUGUAAAGUCUGUCACCAAUGAGGAUGUUACCCAGGAGGAACUCGGUGGUGCCAAGACCCAUACUACCAUGUCAGGUGUGGCCCACAGAGCUUUUGAAAAUGAUGUUGAUGCCUUGUGUAAUCUCCGGGAGUUCUUCAACUAUCUGCCCCUCAGCAGUCAGGACCCGGCUCCCAUCCGUGAGUGCCAUGAUCCCAGUGAUCGUCUAGUUCCUGAGCUCGACACAGUUGUCCCUUUGGAAUCUACCAAAGCCUACGACAUGGUGGACAUCAUACACUCUGUUGUUGAUGAGCGAGAAUUUUUUGAGAUCAUGCCUAAUUACGCUAAGAACAUCGUUGUUGGUUUUGCAAGAAUGAAUGGAAGGACUGUUGGAAUUGUUGGCAACCAACCUAAGGUGGCCUCAGGGUGCUUGGAUAUUAAUUCAUCUGUGAAAGGGGCUCGUUUUGUCAGGUUCUGUGAUGCAUUCAAUAUUCCACUCAUCACUUUCGUGGAUGUCCCUGGCUUUCUGCCUGGCACAGCACAGGAAUAUGGGGGCAUCAUCCGACAUGGCGCCAAGCUUCUCUACGCAUUUGCUGAGGCAACUGUGCCCAAAGUCACAGUCAUCACCAGGAAGGCCUAUGGAGGUGCCUAUGAUGUCAUGAGCUCCAAGCACCUUCUUGGUGACACCAACUACGCCUGGCCCACAGCAGAGAUCGCAGUCAUGGGAGCAAAGGGUGCUGUGGAGAUCAUCUUCAAAGGGCACGAGAAUGUGGAAGCUGCUCAGGCAGAGUACAUUGAGAAAUUUGCCAAUCCUUUUCCUGCAGCAGUAAGAGGGUUUGUGGAUGACAUCAUCCAACCUUCCACCACUCGUGCCCGAAUCUGCUGUGACCUGGAGGUCUUGGCCAGCAAAAAGGUGCAACGUCCUUGGAGGAAACAUGCAAAUAUCCCAUUGUAAACAAAUCAAGGGAAAAUAAACCAAGAGCUGAAUUACUGUCUGCCCAUUUACACCCCUUCCCUGCCUUUUGCAAUCAUGAAACCUGGGAAUCUGAACCAGUAAUAACUUGGAAUGGCUAAGUUUAUUAAAGUCUAGAAAGAUCUCA